Messenger RNA from Phycomyces blakesleeanus NRRL 1555(-), 441 nucleotides. RefSeq lists its product as hypothetical. NCBI's taxonomy places the organism in Eukaryota, Fungi, Mucoromycota, Mucoromycetes, Mucorales, Phycomycetaceae. The record is from RefSeq and is a predicted model, not a curated record. The coding region runs from base 1 to 441 and encodes 146 amino acids. The transcript is spliced from 4 exons.
AUGUCAGAUUCAGAUGAUUCUGAAGAAUACGAUGAAGAAGUUUCAUACGUUAUAAUGGAUGUUGGCAGUGAUUGCAAAGCUGAUGUUAUUGCAAGUAUGGCAAAGGCUAAUGGAGGGGCCCGCAUCACUGAUCUUGAGGCAGACACUGUAUAUUUCCAAGCAGGACCCUACUUCUUUGUAGGUGCUUUGGAUGAGACUGUAGGUCUCUUUCCACUUCUUAAUUCAAUGAAAUACAAUAAUGAGGAAAACCAAAAACUUGCACACAUCAAGACAACCUUCAAGUGCAAAACAACGCGUGUGCUAAUGAUGGAUAGGAUUGAAAUAGCCAAUCAAGAAACACAGAAUGGAGAAAAAUCAAUAGAGCAUAUGGAUAUCGACCAACAAAAUGAGGGCCCUCAAUUUGAUGGUCUUGGAAAUGCUUUAUUAACUGAGGACAAUUAA